AAUAGUAAUUUGUAGACUGUAAAGUUCACUCAAAAUGACAACACUUGCGGUAAUAAUAGUCCUCGUCUUUGCGGCUGCUUACGUUGACUCUCAUGGCUCCAUCACAACGCCACUAGCCAGAACACGUAUUCAAGACCUGCCUAAUUGGGGAGGUGCCCAGCAGCCUUUCUGGUGGGACUCUCAAGGCGUUUGGUGCGCAAACGUACAGCAGGAUGUCAAUGUUAGCACUUGUGGACGAUGCGGAGAUGCUCCGGGACAAACACACGCUAACCGUGGAGGACGUUACGACAAAGGAAUCAUUACCGGUACUUACAAUGCUGGACAACAAAUCGACAUGGUUAUUCAAUUUGCUGCCAACCAUCGUGGAGGAUACUGGAUUGAACUCUGUAAUUUAAACAAUGGUGAGAGCGAUACAUGCUUCACCCGCCUGACCGUCGUUAGAGCUGAUAGGGAAAUCCGUCCUGGAAACAUGGUGUGCUCAGGAAAUGAUCAACAAAACGGUCCUACGAAUUUACGUGUUCAACUUCCAGCUGGUUUCCGAUGCACUAGAUGCACACUUCGCUGGACAUACCGCACUUCAUAUCCACCAGCACCUGAUGCGUGCUUCAAUCCCAACCCAGCCCAAACAUUCAGAAACUGUGCCGAUAUUCGCAUCAAUUAAAUUGGAAAAACGAACACGAAGCGACAUAACGUCGAUUCGAACGUACAAUGUCCAUAAAAAUAUUUGAAUAAAUUUACAUCGCUUGUUACA
Bradysia coprophila is the source of this 751-nucleotide messenger RNA. RefSeq lists its product as uncharacterized. The record is from RefSeq and is a predicted model, not a curated record. Lineage: Eukaryota; Metazoa; Arthropoda; Insecta; Diptera; Sciaridae.